AUGGGCUACGAGGUCGUUCGGAUCCGCCUCGGCGGGGGUAUGCAGACGGUGCUUCAAGUGAUGAUCGAGCGGGCUGACCGCGUGCCGCUGACCGUAGACGACUGUGCUGCGGCAAGCCGCGCCAUCUCGGCACAAUUCGAAAACGACAACCUGCCUGCUGCCGACUAUACGUUGGAGGUGAGCUCGCCGGGAAUCGACCGGCCGCUGGUGCGGCUCGCCGACUUCGCGCGGUUCGCCGGAUUCGAGGCCAAGGUGGAGAUGAGCGAGCCGCUGGAGGGCCGCCGCCGCUUUCGCGGCCGGCUGCAGGGCGCCGGCGACGGAUGCGUGCGCAUGACCGUGGACGAUCACGACGUCUCGCUGCCCUAUGACAUGAUUCGCGCGGCGAAGCUCGUGCUGACCGACGAAUUGCUGGCCGCGAGCCAGGCGGCGGAGCGGCUGUGA
Molecule: messenger RNA, 441 nt
Organism: Geodia barretti
Lineage: Eukaryota; Metazoa; Porifera; Demospongiae; Tetractinellida; Geodiidae
Source: the annotation of a GenBank genome assembly